GAAAGGUUGCAGGUUGCAUUUGAAAAUAGAAAGAAUCAGCUUCGUUACCGUUCUUUGCAAAAUUUACUACGACCUUUUUAGCACUCACUCGGGGACAUUAAACAUGUUUUUUCGUGAUUUUCAUACUUUCACAAAGUUGCACGUAACUUUUUCGGAGAUAGCAAUUUGAAUUUUUUAACUGAAAAAGUCAGGAAAAAGUGAAAGACUUAUAUUUAAGAAAUCGAUCGAUCAUGCCUUUUGCUUAGCAAUUGCUUAACGGUAUGUGAAAAGUACAGCACUCUCGAUGUGUUAAUUAAACCUUCAGCUUCCCAAUCGAUUUUCUCACCAACAAUGUUUUCAAAUUUAAAUUGUCUUGUCUUGAAAAAUUUGUCUUGAUACUGUGUGGUUCUGAUUGUAAGAGAAAGCGCAGUAUUCGCAAGCCGGCGGUCAAUUCACGGGGAUAAAAAUCGCGGAGUGUACAGUGAUAGUGAAGAAUCUUGUCGCGUUCUAUCCAGAAACUGUGUUGCUUGGAGGCAUUUACCUUGGGAUUAGCAUCCAGCUAAUAGUCGAAAGAAAAUUUACACUUCGGGAUUAUCUUCGGUGGUAGCGUGCACGAAGAAGGAGUUGUGUGUGAUCUUAAGGACCUGCACGUGCGCCCAGUGAAUUUAUAUCGUUUGACGGCAAAUGUGUAACAGAGACGGCAAAGGACGGCUACAUGCAUGUCAUUCAGUAGCCACAUGGUCUGGUCAAUAAUAGAUGGUUUGCUCUUCGUGAUGAUAAUAUGUGGGAACGUCCUAACGAUACUAGCGAUCAGGCUGAGCCGACGUCUGAGGAACGUAACAUCGAACUAUUUUGUUCUGAGCUUGGCAAUUUCCGAUUUUCUGGUAGGUCUAUCGCUGCCUUACCACCUCGCAUUUUACGUUCUAGACCAUUUGAGCCAUGUGAAAGUCGCCUGCAUCGCAAGAUUUGUUUUCAUAACCCUCGCAUGUUCCGCGAGCAUAUACAACUUGAUCGCUAUUGCGGUAGACAGAUACAUAUCAAUCGUCCACCCCAUGAAGUACACGAGAUACAUGACGAGGCGGGUGGUUUACACAAUCAUAACUAUAGGUUGGAUAACAGCGAUUGGUAUUUCAACCAUACCAACAUACUGGAAUUGCUUUGACAACGCCGGUGCAAUUUGCGAGAUGGACACUAUCCUACCCAGAUAUUACACGGUUGCUGUGCUGACACCAAUGCUCUUCCUUACGUGGAUUGCAAUGUUCAUAAUAUACUGGCGGAUUUGGAGGGAGGCUAGCACUCAUGCUCGAAGAUUAAGAGGCAACACUUUGUACAACGACUCAGCGAGCGAUUGGAAGAGCGUCCAGGUAGUUUUGCUCGUCCUGGGAUGUUUUUCAGUAUGUUGGCUACCAUACCUGAUAGUGGCCUGUACGCGGGCUUAUGAGUGGCAGAACAAAGCAUCGCCAACAUUGUACAAAGCAACGUUUUCUCUAGCAAUGGCGAACAGUGGGAUGAAUCCGAUUAUUUAUGCAUGGAAAAAUGCGAAUUUUCGAAAGGCAUUCAAUAAGUUGUUACAUUUUGAAUCACCAAACUGCAACGAAUUUAAUUCAAGCUUGAAGAACUACUUGAGUAAACAGAAGGAACUUAGGAAGAAGGAAUUAGGCGGUGUCGAUCCUGCGAUUCAGGCCGUGGAAAACCACGGAAUUAAAACAAUAUGUGGCAAUUACUCUUUCGAAAUGGAAGAAACGGCAACAAUGACAACUGUAUAAAUUACCUGUUACCGAAUAACUUUUUUAAGAAAAUCUAUUCGGCUGGAUAUUUACUGAAAUUUAUCACCAAUCACCAUAAUUAAACACAAAGUUUGAUAGCUCAUGGUAAUCCUAUCUACGCCCUGAAGUGGGACAUGAAGGCCAAAAUGACAAGGUACACUGAUGAUUAUCAGUGUUAAAAUAUAACACCUAACAAAUA
Neodiprion fabricii is the source of this 1944-nucleotide messenger RNA. It is a transcript of the gene mAChR-C, whose product is annotated as D(2)-like dopamine receptor. The transcript has 5 exons. Lineage: Eukaryota; Metazoa; Arthropoda; Insecta; Hymenoptera; Diprionidae. Gene Ontology annotation, cellular component: membrane; dendrite. Bases 699 to 1745 code for a protein of 348 amino acids. Gene Ontology annotation, biological process: G protein-coupled receptor signaling pathway, coupled to cyclic nucleotide second messenger; chemical synaptic transmission. The record is from RefSeq and is a predicted model, not a curated record. Gene Ontology annotation, molecular function: G protein-coupled serotonin receptor activity; neurotransmitter receptor activity.